GCAACGCAGCAGACUGUGGACUUUGAGAGCAAGUGGUAUCAACAAGCUGCGGCCACUAGGGAGAAGCACAAGGUCUCUCUGAGUUUCAAACCACAGAGAGCUCUGGCACGUGCAAAGUGGUACCGCCAUCGGAAAGGUAUCCACGUUUUGAGCCGUUCACAGCUCCUGCAACUGAUCAAGACGCUCAAGGCGCACCAUUCAAAAGACCCUGGGCUCCUCAAGACAAUCACGAUGGAGACUCAAGAAUCCUAUGCCUGGAAUUGUCCUUGCGGACGGCUUUGCGGGAAGAAGCAUGCGCAUUGUCCGGAUUGCCAAGGGCACUGGACGGCAGGCACUCCCCAUUCAAACAGGCCCAAGUCACCAAGGGCCUAUGCCAACCAGGAGGAUUGGUCAUGGGAAUGGUCAGCAGACCACCAGAAAAGGGGACGAGGUGCCAAACAAAACCAGAAGGCGUGGACGAGAAGCGCGAGUGCAAGAGCAAGGGCAGGCAAAGGCAAAGGGAAAGGGAAAAAGACGGAUGUGGUGUCACCGUUUUCCCAGAGCACUUCUACACCUUGGCCAUCGCCGGAAACCACUCUUGCAUUUCCGACGCCAUUCCCACAGCAGACCCCUACUGCACCGGCUUCAACGGCACAGAGCUCAGAUGCCAACGACAUCGAGCUUAUGCUGGCUGUGAAGGAGCAGUACCCCGACAUCACCAAGGCACCAGCCAGGAUCCAACAGGCUGUGGCCAAGGCGGAAAAGAAGACUACGCCAAAACAAUUGACGUCAGGUCUUCACAAGACAUCGAGUGCAGUCGGGAACGCCACCAAGGAGUUGCAAGCCCUCAAGGAUGCAAAGGCCAAGCACAGAGAGCGCUGGCUCAAGCACUUGCACGAAUCAGUGCAAUGCUGGGAACAGCAACUCAAGCUCUAUUCGGAGCAGCAGCACAACUACAAUGGCCUCAUCAAAAAGGCCAGGCAAGACCUGGCCACGGCGAGGCAAACCUUGGAGGACCUCAACAAGAAGGCCGCAGGCCACGACGAAGCAGAUCCGGAGACGGCAGAGCUCGAAGAUACAAAAUAUGCAGACACAGAAGCAACAGCCCUGGCUGCCCAAGUCCAACAGGUCUUGCAGGCCUGUGCCAAGGCGGCAACAAAGGAAGAGACGAUGGAGAUCUCCGAUACAGAGGAAACAACGGCCCCAGCCAGCAAACGCCAAAGGUCGCUCGAGCCAUUUGGUGGACCACCUGCUGGUGCCAUUGGUGCUGAUGCCUACCCCUUUGGUGAAUGGGGUGCAGCAAGCAACAUGGAUCUGUUGGCGUCUUUUACCUGUCCCUUGACAGCCUGUCACAGCGCUAUCUGGGACCCUUCAAUCCUCUUCACGGACACAUUCACAGCAUUGGGUCGAGCUGUACAUCUUCGAGGAGAAGUACUACUGGCCUCUUGCUUGUCGGCGUCACCGGCCGUUCCUAUCACCACCUCUUCCAGUUCGCUUAUGUCUGAGUACAAAUCCUCCUGCCGCAAAUCGGCUUUGACGAAAGCAUGCAACAAAGUCCAUUUUUGCAAGUUCAUAGAAGCUUACCAAGUGACUGGCUUCGCAUCGAUUGAGCCCCUGAAUGUGACAGAGUUCUUUGAUGAGAUCAGCUUGAUGGCACGUGCUCCAGCACAACGGCCACCAUCGGUGAGCUCCUACACUGACUCAGAUCUUGAGAUACAUCCUCCAACAUCACCGGAAUCCUUUGAAGAAGCCUACAUGUGGAAUUCUGUUCAAGUUUUCGAUAUGAGAGGCAACCAGGAUUUGGAUCGAGCGCAUGUUCAUCCAUACCUGUUGUUAGGGCAUGAAGAUCUCUUCGAUGGAGAUGAGCGCAUUGCUGUGUUGAUUGACCUCGAACUGCAUGGGCCCAAUUUUGAGUCCAUCAUUGAGACAGACCGCUACACCACCUUUGUGCCACCACACAUCCAUAGAGAGUUUCUCUUGCGAUUGGCCGGGGUUGCUUCUUACUGCCAGCUGCAACAGGACAGAUGCUUGGUUUGGCACCAAGGGAACCUGGUUGCCCAGCAGUCAAGCGCGUUGCUUCAAGUACAUCAUGGUGAUUACUUGCGCAUUGCUGCACCCCCAUUUGAUGAACCUUCCAUCCCGACACACUUCGCUGUGCGUGCUUGUCAAGCGGGUUUUGAUCGUGACCAGUUGAUUUCGCAUUUUCAACAAUAUGGAGCUGAUGAUGAAAGCCUAUACACAAUGAUCACGAACGAACAGAACACGCCUGAGGUGGAAGGACAGACCAACACUACGCAUGAAGAACAUGACCAGUUGAGCAACUUGCAAACUGCUUUCCGACAGCUGCCGGCAUGUCUCAUUUCAAGCAAACUACCAGGACAAGAUCAACAAGGAAAUGUUUCCUGCAGCCUCACAGAAGAGUUCCUUCAAGCAAUCCGAGCUCGAAGCCAACUUACUGAGGAACUGCCACAGGGACCUCUACCUUUCCCAGAUCUCUCAACUGCUCCUGCUUUUGUACGACAAUUGCACGAAGCUCACUAUCAGGCUACUGCGGGCGUGCCCCCAACUGCCGACCAACAAGAGCUACGAGUUGAAACCUGGUUCACAGAUCAUGCACGACUACAACGCUGCCAUAUCCCUCGGUUAGUCCAGCUUGGCCCUGACUUCCGAACCUGGGAGCAACAGAUUCGGCUUGAAUGGAUCGACCAUAUCGAUCUUCGGUCAGAGGUUGAAUUCUACGUUGUGCAUCCAAUUCCUGAAGACAAGGAUCCAACAGCAGUAGCACAGCUCAUACUGGUCCAACAUGCUGACAUGCGACAGAGCUCUAUUGUGCUUUCCAUAUAUGAUCGGGCGUACGAUGGAGGCCGACCCCAUUCACACGCAGUGGUUACUGCUGACAGGGUCAGCUUGCAAUCCCUCAUCUCAAUUGCAGAAUUCAGUGAACACUGUCCGCCUGAAGCUCCACUGAAUGACUGCCAUCUCCGAUUUGGGGAGAUCGUUGUACAACCAUAUCAACGAGUCGCAGUACGACAUGGAUUUGCACUCCAACUGCACAUCAACCGGCCUCGAGAAUUUGACGUUACCGAAAUGGCAGCUAUGAAUGAGGAUGAACUCAGAGAUGCGUUGGCACAGGCCUUCUCCGAUGCCUCGCACUACAUGAACACUUUCUCUACGGCAAAUGUUACAAUGAGUGAAACCAUUGUGCCUGUCGAUGAACACUGGCUACCUGACUGGCACAACAGUCUGCUGACAGCCAUUGACAUUGAUGGGCAUCAGGCACUGCGAGAUGGUUCAGCAGUAUAUGUUGACACAUGGAUUGGAGAUGGGGAUUUACUCACCAUCGAAGCCCGUCCGCCUGACAUCGGCCAGGAAGAGGAGACGGUUGGUCUUCUGCAAACUACAAUUGAGUUACAAGCGAUUGAUUGCGAAGACAAACAACGCUCUGGUUUCCACAAGAUCCCACUCUUCCUAUUGCAGUCGCAACCACCAAAUACCAGCCUGAGAAAUGACGCUCCUUUGCAAGAAGCACCGCAGUUUAUGCGCUCGACUGGCGGUGAGCGUCCAGCUCACACUGAUGAGGCUGCACAACAAUUUCUUCCGGCAGGACUUUCAGCUCUGCGAGAGGCAUUUGGAAUGCACGCUGCAGUCGAAGUUGAAGAAGAAGGGCAAGUUGGCUUCGUGGAAACCUGGUUUCUCACUGGUGAGCGAGCAUAUGUCACUGAAGAGUCACGCACUCUACGCCUUGACGAUCAGCACCAUGAAUGGGAAUCUCAGCUGAGGGAUCUGUGGCGCGACGUGAUUGACCGCGCACAACCAACCCAGUUUUAUUGGGUCACUCCAAGACCAGCUGAACUCCCCACUCAAGCCCGACUUGGACAUCUGAUCGUUGCUCAAGUGCAAACACAAGCAGUAGUCCCAGUACACUUUACCAUUCAGUUUGCUGGCCUUGGGCAUCAAACGAUCAAGUUUGCUGCGGCACUACUCGCCGUCCCUGUCCGGUUUCAAGCUGCCAGAGACUUGCUACAGCUGGCCCGGUUAUGCCUCAAUCGACGCUGUCGCUUGAAAUGGCGUGAACUUGUUUGGAGUGUUGAGGAUGCAGUACAGGUUCCAGCUGGCAGUGGUUUAGAAUUCCUUCUUGAUCGUGUCCAAGAUCGAGUUGGAGAGGAUGAUGUUAUCAAUCCUGAUCUACCAACUACAGAUCUCGAGCCACCUGAACCACUUCCACCAGCACAUCCACCUCUACAUGAACACUCUGCGUUCAUUCAAGAACUGCAUGACCGCUGGCUUGAUUUGGCCAUAGCGGGACCAGGUGGCCUUGAGCACAUCCUCCGAGUCCAGACUUGGUAUCUCGAGGGCGGCUACAUCCGACACAACGAUGAACAGCGAACAGCAGUCCUUGGUGAAGAUUUCUGG
Messenger RNA from Cladocopium goreaui, 4392 nucleotides. Lineage: Eukaryota; Dinophyceae; Suessiales; Symbiodiniaceae. The record is from the annotation of a GenBank genome assembly.